This is a messenger RNA of Anopheles bellator, 2514 nucleotides long. RefSeq lists its product as uncharacterized. NCBI's taxonomy places the organism in Eukaryota, Metazoa, Arthropoda, Insecta, Diptera, Culicidae. The record is from RefSeq and is a predicted model, not a curated record. The coding region runs from base 1 to 2514 and encodes 837 amino acids. The transcript is spliced from 4 exons.
AUGGAGAUGCGCAAUCGAACAGACCAGAUUCUGUAUGGGCCUGUAGAACCGAGAGGAAAUUUGUUCGGAGAUAGGCAGUUAGAAAAGAUUCGCGAAGUUGUGAAGGCGCAGGAACGUACCAUUGCUGCCCUAAAAAGCUCACCCCGUAUGUUGCAAUUUGAAAGACAAAAGAACGAGGAAGAUGCGAUCAAGCAGGAUCUCGCAGACAUUGAAUGUGAAACCGCAAAAGUUCGUCAAAUCUAUGAUGAGGAGGAGGGGAAGAUCUGCAGCAUCUUGGUGAAGAUUGGUAUCAAUAUCGGAGAGGAGAUGUUGCGAAUGAACGAACUGAGUAACAGUAAUGUGGAUCAUAAUCGGCAUCCCGAAGAACAGGGUUUGCAGCAAAUUCACAUCGGAGUAUUAGAGCCGACCAUCGUAGAGUCGUCCCCUUCAGUUGACGAUUAUGAACAGCUAUCGGAAGACGGCGAAGAUGUUUCACUCGCGUUGCUAAGCGAUACGAGCCAAUUUUCUUUUGGGUUCUCUGUGCAGCCAUUUUCACAGACCGUCAUCAUUUCAUACCAUAGCAACAAGAACAAAGCAUUUAGUACACACUGGUCCAAGCAACGUAUUGAAUUCGAAUGGUUCAUCAUUGAGAUGCGGCAUCCGAAGAUGGGAGACCGCGUUACCAGCACUGUUAACGAUUUGUGGGCCUUUUAUAAGGCUACAAAUAGUAAUGGUCCUGCCCAAGAAGAAAUCGAUCGAAAUAGCGAAUUACAGAAGAAAAUUAAACAAAAAAGCGAAUUCCUGGACUCUUUGAAACGCGUAGUUUCGGGUUUGAACAGCUUUCUACUUGGCGUACAGUCGGAACAAAAUGCGGCAGUUUGUACGAAAGGGCUCUUCAAAGAGAGCCAUGCUUUUGUCAAUGAGCUGGUUGAUAGAUACAAAGAAAAUUUCAGGAUGGAGAUGCGCAAUCGAACAGACCAGAUUCUGUAUGGGCCUGUAGAACCGAGAGGAAAUUUGUUCGGAGAUAGGCAGUUAGAAAAGAUUCGCGAAGUUGUGAAGGCGCAGGAACGUACCAUUGCUGCCCUAAAAAGCUCACCCCGUAUGUUGCAAUUUGAAAGACAAAAGAACGAGGAAGAUGCGAUCAAGCAGGAUCUCGCAGACAUUGAAUGUGAAACCGCAAAAGUUCGUCAAAUCUAUGAUGAGGAGGAGGGGAAGAUCUGCAGCAUCUUGGUGAAGAUUGGUAUCAAUAUCGGAGAGGAGAUGUUGCGAAUGAACGAACUGAGUAACAGUAAUGUGGAUCAUAAUCGGCAUCCCGAAGAACAGGGUUUGCAGCAAAUUCACAUCGGAGUAUUAGAGCCGACCAUCGUAGAGUCGUCCCCUUCAGUUGACGAUUAUGAACAGCUAUCGGAAGACGGCGAAGAUGUUUCACUCGCGUUGCUAAGCGAUACGAGCCAAUUUUCUUUUGGGUUUGACUUUAAAAUCUCCAGCACUUUACCCAAAUUGCGCCAGAUUAUGAAGCCUAUUUGCACCUACAAAACCAUCUUCAACAAACAAGAGAACUUGUUGUUAAAGGGAAACCAAAAAGAAUAUAAACCAGACAACGGACAAAAGCGAAAUGCUCAAUCGGACAAAGGUCCGCCAUUCAAGAGAGUCUCCCAAAUGGCUACAAACGAACUACAAAUGAAUCAACCGGCUUCUAAACCAGAAUCGAAUGUUUUGACGGAGAUCCACGAUAAUCUUAACAAAUCUAAUACGACACACACAAAAUCAGUUACUCUGGUUAAACCCAAAACCACAAACGAAAAGAAGGACCCAAGUGAAGGAAAAGAAUCAACUACGAAGAUUGAGCUACAGGAGGCAAAAGCAGACGCGAAGACACGAUCAGCGCUCAAACGCAAAUCGCCGACUUCUGACACCUUGGGUUUUAGCAAUACAAAGCCAAAUUAUGCUAGUUUUGCUGCAGUCAAUACCGAUUCUAAUCCAUUCUUAAAACCGAAAUCCCCCACGCACCAGAAGAAACCACAAUUGCAACCACAGAAACUUGUGAAAACUUUAGCGCAGAACAAAGACCAUUCAAAAACUAAGAUUUCGAAAGCAACAUCAGGGUGUCAGGCUCGAGAUGCGAAAGAGGUGGAUCUUCCUGAUCAGUUUUGUAGCCUGCCUGAAAGUAAGGAAAAUGCAACGAAAAUUACUGAUCAAAAUCAAGCUUCGAGUCCCACUUCACUGGGGUCGCCAACAUCUCAGCAAUACAACGGUCGUGCGGUUGACGAAGCACCUGGUAGCGGCCCGGAGUCGUCGAGUAAUGGAUCUUUGGAUAUUUUGCUUCAAUACUCAAACGGAGAAUUUGAUGUGAAUAUAUCGGAGGAGAACCUCGCACCGAUGAGCGGUGACCUUGAUUUUCUAAAUGACAAAUUUUCGCGGGAUGAACAGAACCGUCCAGGAGGCUCGGGCAACGGAAAUAAAUCAACAGGCGCUAGUUUCGGUUUUGAUUUCGACGAGCCAUUGUCGAUGGAUCAAGAUAAAGAUAUUUUCUAA